GGGAUGUUUAGUCGCAGCACUGAUCAGUGACGUCUCCAGAGGUGUGGUGCAUUUUUUGUAGCGUUUACCUUUUUAUACUUAAAUUAAUUCUGAUAAAAUAUACGCUUAGCUAGCUUGGUCGGUGUAAAAAGAAAAUGGACAGUUUUGCCUAAAGUUAACGUCGCAUCAUGCAUGACAGCCCAGCGCCAAAGCCAAAAUGCCACCGAGAAGUCUUUAAGUUAAGCCGUUAUUUGAAGCCCUUCAUGAUGAGAAACAAACUCAAACGAAGUAAGACCUGUAAAGAUGUUUCGCGUCCAAGCAAAGACCGCCAGCGAGCCGCCGAGGUGAUUCCGUUAGUGUUAACAGAGUCAAGCUGCUCCAGUCAUGAAACAUCCGAUUCGAAUUUUUGCGCUAAAUACAUUAAAAUUGCACCAAUUUUCGUGCAUACAGCGCGGCACAGCAAGAGUAAACGGAGCAGUGAUAGGAAGCAAGAUCAGCAUGUAAACAAGCUGCAGGAAUCGGCUCCUCAGAGUGAAGAUGUGCAACUGGUGAAAAGUGAGCAGCGUUUAUCUGUUUCAGUUUUUCACCUGACAGAGAAAAAGGGGCCCUCCUGGAGAGGACAGUUGUCACCCUCGGCUCUGCACUGCUGUCUGGAUGAAAUCCAAACAUCUAACCCAGCAUUUCCAGCCCGAACAGUGUUCAGCACUUUUCAGAAGAAGGCCAGCGAAAGGCUGCAGAAUUCUCUAUCCACAGGAAACUCCCCUCAUCAACGCUCCCUACAGAACCACAUAAAAGAGAAGAGGAAACGGGGAAAUGAAAGCACUGAGAGGGUACCCAAACGUCCCAAGUGUGGUCUCGUUGGUAUGGGUUACUGUCACAUGUCAGUGCAGGUUGUCCAGGAAAGUACUGUCCUGACAGCCAAGGAGCAGCCCAGAAGAAACAAGCUAAGUCGCACUCACAGACUGAAGCAGCAAAGUGGGAGCCCAGCAGGCCUGGUGAACAACUGUGAGCCGGGCUCCGGAUUGAUAAAUUGCACAGAAUCUUACUUCCAGUCUCUCAAACCCUCUGACAUUCUCCAAAGAGAUUACAGUUUUGGGGAUAUUCCCUGGACGGACAAAUACAGUCCUCAGCAUUCAAGUGAAGUCGUUGGCAACUCUGCGUCUGUAAAUAAACUGCAAUGUUGGUUGAAGAAAUGGAAACUAAGAGCUGAGUGUGACGAGAGGAGAAAGAUGGAGGAAAGGAAACGAGAAGACAACAGUAUUGACUCAUGGGACUGUGGAGACUUCCAGGGUGAGGCUGGGGCAGAGGAAGACACAGAGGAGCCGCUGUGUAACGCCAUGCUGAUCACAGGACCUCCAGGUGUGGGCAAGACUGCCUCGGUGUAUGCCUGUUGUCAGGAGCUUGGCUUCAAGGUAUUUGAGGUAAACUGCUCCUCACAGCGGAGCGGCCGCCAGGUGCUUUCCCAGCUGAAGGAGGCUACCCAGUCCCACCUAGUGGAGAUGUCGGGGAAGGACCCACUGAAACCAACUUAUUUCAACAAUUACAGCUGCACUCCUAAAUCUGAGACUUUACCUGGAAAAGCAGUGCCAUCGAGAAAUGUCACAUCUAACCCAAAAAAGAGAGCAGCACAGACCUUUGGCCAAUCCAGUCGCAAAGGAAAAGCUAACCCAGCCACAGUCACUUUGGCCAACUAUUUUAAGAUGAAGGCCAAAGCAGAUCACUUACACUUUAGUGGCCUGUCGCCAUCUGAAAAACCAGACAGCAAGAAAUCCGGCAACCCAUCACCAGGCUGUGAUCAAACAGUGCCACAGAACAAAAAGACAGCCACAUCACUCAUUCUGUUUGAAGAGGUUGAUGUCAUAUUUGAUGAUGAUGUUGGUUUCCUCGCAGCCAUCAAGACUUUCAUGACAACCACUAAACGACCAGUCAUUCUGACCACCAAUGAUCCCUCAUUCAGAGAGAGAUUCAGCUGCGGCAUAGAGGAAAUCAUUUUCAAAACCCCAUCAGUGGUGAAUGUCUGUAGCUACCUGCAGCUGGUGGGUCUGGCUGAGAAUGUGCGACUGGAAUUGGACGACGUUAGCAGCCUGAUCAGACUUUUCAGAGGUGACGUCAGGCGCUGCCUGCUGCAACUGCAGCUGUGGGUGCAGAGUGGUAGAGGACGGGCGUCUCAGAGUGGAGGCUCGCCUAAGGAGCCUACACAUGUACAGCGCUCAAAUGUUACUGAAAGAGGAGACAAUGCAGACUUCCAACAUCCUCAAUAUGACACAGGCUGCACUGCUAGCAUGCUGGGUCACCCCCCUGUGAGCCAAAACCAACUGUGUAACCUUCUAAAGUGUGGGUACUGGACUGAAAUAGACAUGCUCAGGCUCCUGAGGCUUCUAGCUGAGAGCUGGAGAGGAGGUGUGCCUCUUCUGUACUCCAACCUGGAGCUCCUUCUUCCCAUCGAGGCCAAGGGAACUUCAGUCCACAUCGUGGGCAGGGGGACUUGUUCUGGGCUGCAGAGUGAGCUGGCGCUGUCUGACAUUGACCUUCAAAUCCAGCAGCUGGAUGGAAAUGUCAGUCCAAAGGCGUCAGCCACCAACAGCAUAUCUGUCAGGAGUAACUCCACGCUUAGCAGGGGGAAAUAUGACACCACGUCAUCUUCCAGUUUGACACAAACUCCUCCAAGACCAUCAUUAUCGUCAAAGAGGGCUCAUUCAAGAGAUAAGACUGAAGAAAAUGCAGCCAAAGUGACAACCUACUGUUUGGAUGCCUUGGCUGACUUCUUUGACCUCAUGUCAUACCUUGAUGCCACAAUGCCAGCCGCAGUGCCGCUUGUUUCGGGCUCAUGCAGACCUGAGGCGUUUGCCUGGACAGGAGCUGAGAUAAAAGAUGGCUUGUUGGAUGAGAUGAGCGAGGAGGGGGGGGGAAGGAGUUGGAGCCAGGAGAGGCUGGCAGAAGUCCAGGCUGUUGUUGAGGGUUUGGGGUGUCACAGGUGCUGUUGGCAGGUGUCCAAGGCAUGGACUGAAGUCCAAAAACACAGACAGGAACUGGGAGACAUAAGCUGGGGGAGGCUGGUGGAGAGACUGUCGUUGCCCGCCUCUUCCAAAAGACAGAGCUUCCGCUUUAGUUUUCAACCUCUGUGUGCACCAAGUGUGUCCCAAAGGAGGUACGAGCUGAACAGGACAGUGCUUGGCAGUGAAUCUUUCAGCCUGCUGGGGAACAGGCAAGCUGUCAGUGUGGACUACAUGCCAGUCCUCCGUUACAUCUGUCGCUUUCAGAGAGAACAGCAACAGAAAGAGGAGCCAGUCAGGUUUCUGAAGUACCUCAGCAGAUUACACCUGGGUCUCUCAAAGUCAACUAUUCAACACCUGGCAGAAGAAUUCUCAGAGCGAAGCUCACAUCCUCACUACCUCGCCUUACCCUAGUCAGUAUUUAUUCUACUGUGCAUUCAUUUUACAUGAAUUACUGUCCCCUUCUAAAUACUGUCAAAUGAAUUUAAUGCAGUUGAGAUGAGAAAUCAUGUUUUAUUUUUACAUGUAUGUGUGAACCAUGAAAAGAAAAUAAAAUGUAUUUUUUAUAUAAAGGACUUUGAUUGUUCAGGUGA
Molecule: messenger RNA, 3565 nt
Organism: Micropterus dolomieu (smallmouth bass)
Lineage: Eukaryota; Metazoa; Chordata; Actinopteri; Centrarchiformes; Centrarchidae
Gene: atad5b
Product: ATPase family AAA domain containing 5b
Exons: 14
Coding region: 168-3386 (1072 amino acids)
Cellular component (GO): nucleus
Molecular function (GO): ATP hydrolysis activity; ATP binding; DNA binding
Source: RefSeq, a predicted model, not a curated record